Papaver somniferum (opium poppy) is the source of this 1815-nucleotide messenger RNA. RefSeq names its product zinc finger BED domain-containing protein RICESLEEPER 2-like. Lineage: Eukaryota; Viridiplantae; Streptophyta; Magnoliopsida; Ranunculales; Papaveraceae. The coding region runs from base 1 to 1815 and encodes 604 amino acids. Gene Ontology annotation, molecular function: DNA binding; protein dimerization activity. The transcript is spliced from 6 exons. The record is from RefSeq and is a predicted model, not a curated record.
AUGUCAAGUGUACAAGAACAAGACCAUUAUAACGAUGUUAUGAGUAGUGACGGUGAGGAGGAUGAUAAUGUUGAGAUGCUAGAUUCUCUGAAUGAGGAUGCAACUGUUGGUUGUGCACCUGCACCAGUUUCACUUGGAAAGAAACAUAAACUUAGAUCCCAAGUUUGGGAAUUUUUUAAACUCGUUAAAUAUAAAGAUGGAACAAAGAAGGGAGUGUGCAAGGCUUGUAAUGCAGGAUAUAAAUAUGAAAGUCAAAAAGGUGGAACCUCAGCCAUGAAAAGGCAUAAGUUCCCUAACCGUCAGUCUCAGGACGUAGGGAAAAUGAUAUUAUCUGCAAAGAAUGGCCAGGUGUCUACCCGCGUACGCAAAGUUGAUCAGAUGAAAUUAAGGGAUCUGUUUUCAGCAUUACUCAUUGCAAGAAAUGUUCCAUUUUCUUUGGUGGAGUGGAAAGAAUUUAGGGAUAUAUGUAGGAUAUGUCUAACAUCAGACAUGUGGACUUCUGUAACGACUACUGGAUAUAUAAGCUUAACUGCGCACUAUCUUGAUCAAGAUUGGGUGUUUGAAAACAAGCUUCUGAAUUUCUGUCCCCUUCCACCACCUCAUACAGCUCUUAUUGUAAAAGAAGGACUUAAGAAGAUUGAUCCAGCCGUGCUUAAGAUAAGAUUGUCAGUGAAGUCCCUUAAAAAGUCCCAAGUAAGAAAACAAAAGUUCUUGGACAUUGUUGAUACUUUAGGAAUGUCUGGAAUAAAAAGGGGUAUUCGUCAAGACGUAAAUACAAGGUGGAAUUCAACUUAUCUUAUGUUAGAUAGUUGUAUCUUGUAUAAGCAAGUUUUCUCUCAUUUGAAGUUGGUAGAUUCAGACUAUGAAGACUAUCCAACUGAUGAAGAAUGUGAACAAAUUGAAGUAGUCACAAAGUUUCUCAAGGUGUUUCAUGAUCUCACAAAGAUAUUUUCUGGUAGUAAGUAUCCUACUUCCAUUCCGUAUUUUGAAAGAAUUUGUCAAGUUCAGGUGUUACUAAAGAAAGAAAGCAGAAAUGACAUUGAAUUCAUUAGGAACAUGGUAAAAGAGAUGCAAGCAAAAUUUGAUAGUUAUUGGAAGGAGUUGAGUCCUAUAUUGGCUAUGGCAGUUGUGUUAGAUCCUAGAUCGAAAAUGAAUUUUGUGAAAUUUACUUACUCCAAGUUGUAUCCUGAGGUGAGAGAAUUAGAACGUGAAGUUAAUAAAGUGCGUAGUAAUAUGACAACACUUUUUAAUGAGUAUUACACCUUGUCAAGUUCAACAGCUUCCAACAGUUGUGCAACUCAAAAUUUGGGUAUUCAAAAUGGUGGGAAUUCUGCUGCCGAAGAAGGGAGUGAUUUUUUUCAGGAAUAUGUUGCAACACAGGAACGUGGUGGUGAUGUACUAACUGAAUUGUCAGAGUUAGAUGAAUAUCUUGGCGAGUCGUACAGAGGUUGUCUAAAUUCACCACUCGACAUCCUAAACUAUUGGAAGAACCAUGAACAACGAUUUCCAGUACUUUCAAUAAUGGCAGGGGAUAUUUUGUUAAUUCCUAUUUCAACUGUCGCUUCAGAAUCUGCAUUUAGCAUUGGAGGAAGGGUAAUUGAUCGAUUUCGCAGUUCCUUAUUACCUGAAAAUGCUGAGGCGUUCAUAACAACUCGUAAUUGGGAAUAUGGAAUUGGAAAAGAAGAUAUGGAUGAGAACAAUGAGAUUAUUGAAGAAGAUGUAUUAGGAUUUGAACCUGAUGCAGUGGAGGAUGGAGCAGUGGAGGAUGGGGCAGUGGAGGAUGUGGAGGAAGUAAUUUCUUAUGCGUCUAAUUAG